AUGGACGCCGGCUUCCCUGAUAUUUUUGAAGACAAGGACUUGGACUUGGGUGGAGACGAUCUGCUUGCCAUUUUGGACUCCCUCGAAGACUUCACCAAUUUUCCUCCCGUCGAAGAAUCCCUUACCGUUACCUCAAAAGAGAAUAACGACGAAACCACAAGCGCUCUCCAAUGUGAUUCCCUAACUCAGCUUCAAACUACACCCAGAACCAAGAGACAGAAGCUUUCGGAGCCAUCCGAAGAACCUAAGAUAUCUCAUAUCGCUGUGGAGCGUAACCGAAGAAAGCAAAUGAACGAGCACUUGUCCGUCUUGAGGUCCCUCAUGCCUUGCUUCUAUGUCAAACGAGGCGAUCAAGCAUCAAUAAUAGGAGGAGUGGUGGAGUACAUCAACGAGUUGCAGCAACUUCUGCAGUCCCUGGAGGCCAAGAAACAGAGAAAGGUGUACAAUGAGGUUCUGAGCCCUAAGCUCGUGUCAAGCCCAAGGCUUUCUCCCAGAGUGAUGCCACCGGUGAGCCCUAGGCUAAACCUGCCCAUUAGCCCAGGCACACCACAGCCAGGUAGCCCCUAUAAGCCCCACCCCAGACUAUCCAGCUCUCUGGAGCCAUCUCCCACAUCUUCUGCUUCUUCCUCCAUCAACGACAAUAUCAACGAGCUCGUCGCAAACUCCAAGUCUCCCAUUGCCGACGUCGAGGUUAAGUUCUCGGGGCCCCACGUCCUCUUAAAAACUCUAUCUCCUCCAAUCCCUGGACAAGCUUUAAAAAUCAUCUCCGCUCUUGAAGAUCUGGCACUCGAAAUCCUUCAGGUCACCAUCACCGCUACUGAAGAAAGCGUACUUAACUCAUUCACCAUCAAGAUUGGAGUUGAAUGCCAGCUCAGUGCCGAGGAUCUGGCUCAACAAGUCCAGCAAACUUUCUCGCCUCAUGGGCUUCCCUCGUGA
Molecule: messenger RNA, 936 nt
Organism: Neltuma alba
Lineage: Eukaryota; Viridiplantae; Streptophyta; Magnoliopsida; Fabales; Fabaceae
Product: transcription factor SPEECHLESS-like
Exons: 3
Coding region: 1-936 (311 amino acids)
Biological process (GO): positive regulation of DNA-templated transcription; guard cell differentiation; stomatal complex development
Cellular component (GO): nucleus
Molecular function (GO): protein dimerization activity; DNA-binding transcription factor activity
Source: RefSeq, a predicted model, not a curated record